AAGGGUGUUAACGCAGCUACAACAACUCACGCUAACAAAAUGUAGCUGUUACAUAUAUAUUUAUAUUGUGUGCAAUUUUAAAGUUAUCUAGUGAUGCUGGCUGCUGCACUAUCUACUAUUGCCAUUAACCAAUAUUUGCUGUUAAUUUGUUUACGGGACGUUUAUUGUUCCAGCCCAACCCAGUGUGUCAUCAUCAACUGACAGCAACAUCUUUAAAUGCCAGCAAGCUAACACAAGAGCAGAUCACAGAGUAUAAAGGAAUUUUCGAGAUGUUCGAUGAAGAGGGAAAUGGAGAUGUGAAGACACAGGAGCUGGAGAGGCUGAUGAGUUUAAUGGGAAUCAAUCCGACAAAAAGAGAGCUCAGCCAGAUGGCCAAAGAUGUGGACAAAGAUGGUAAAGGGUUAUUCAACUGUGACAGCUUCCUGGGUCUGAUGGCAUUAUACCAUGAAAGAACCAAGAACCAGGAUGCUGAACUCAGAGCUGCUUUUAAAGUGUUUGAUAAAGAGGCCAAGGGUUAUAUUGACUGGAACACACUGAAAUACGUACUGAUGAAUGCAGGAGAACCACUCAAUGAGAUCGAAGCGGAGCAAAUGAUGAAGGAGGCAGAUAGAGAUGGAGAUGGAACCAUCGAUUAUGAAGAAUUUGUGGCCAUGAUGACCGGAAACUUGUUUAAAAUGAGCUGAAGACGCAAUAAAAGCAACACAUCUCACUUUGAGCCUCUGGGAUACCCUGCAGGAGUUGUGACCAUUCAGUUUAUGUUCCAGUGACACAGGAUUAUAAAACAAGAGGACCGUCAUUUUUUACUGUUCAACAUACUUGCAGUAGUUCUAAUGGAAAUAUGUGCAAUCACAUAUCUCUGUUUUGUGAAUAUUUGUAGAAACCUUUCACAUAAAAAUAAAAAAUCUUUUAAAAUUA
This is a messenger RNA of Seriola aureovittata, 915 nucleotides long. RefSeq names its product calglandulin-like. The coding region runs from base 270 to 683 and encodes 137 amino acids. Gene Ontology annotation, cellular component: myosin II complex. Lineage: Eukaryota; Metazoa; Chordata; Actinopteri; Carangiformes; Carangidae. Gene Ontology annotation, molecular function: enzyme regulator activity; calcium ion binding. The transcript is spliced from 5 exons. The record is from RefSeq and is a predicted model, not a curated record.